AUGCCCCAUUUCAGGAAAAUAACGGGGUCUGUCCGUCAGUCAGCCCAAAACUCUGAGGAUGAACUAUUUAAGUAUACGUCCGGAAGAUGGAUCUAUAAUGAGCAUCUACGGUUGAAGGAACGUUACCUCGAGUUCAGUGUACCUGCUCUCAAGAAGGCCAUUGCUGCCGCGUACGGACAUUCCACUUCCGAUAUCAUUUCGUUUUUUAAAUUUUCAGAAGGCGGGUUCAACCGAUUAUUCCAAGCGACGUUCAAUGACGGGAAGCAAAUUAUCGCUAGAAUUCCAUAUCCUUCCACAGGACCUGAACACUACGCAGUUGCUAGCGAGGUGGCCACUAUGGACUAUCUCCGACUGCAUGGGAUCACUACACCGGAGGUGUAUUGUUGGUGCUCAACACGGGCGAAUCCUGUUGGUGCUGAGUACAUAAUUAUGGAGAAAUUGGACGGCACUCCUCUGGGCGAUGUAUGGUUUAUGCUGACGCCAAAAGAACAGCACAGAAUCAUGAAACAGAUUGUUAAGUGGGAGACGCGAUUGAUGUCGUUGAAGUUCCCUGCGUCCGGUAGUAUAUACUAUCGAAAGGAUGUUCUUUCAGGAGAAGUGGUCCCUCUGCCAGAUAACAGUCAUAAGUUCUGGUUGUCAUCACACGAUGUCUUUCACGCGGUUGGGGAACGGGAGCUGAAAUGGGCCCAAACUUACGCGAAACCCCGUCUUCCUUAUGAACGCCUUUACAGAGAGAUCCAUAAUUUUUGUCAAGUUUCGCCAGAUAGCCACAUAAAAAAUCUGUCUGAUAAUCUGACUUUGGCGCGAUGCCUUGGCUUCAAAUCAGGAAGCUCACUAAAUCGGCCAGUCAUUCGCCAUCCUGAUUUACAGCCGAACAAUAUACUCGUGUCAAAGACAAAUAAAAUUAUUGGAUUGAUUGACUGGCAACACUCUGCUAUUCUUCCCCAUGGUAUUGUGGCUGGGAUACCAAAACAUUUCCAGAACUAUGGUGAUUCUGAGUCAGAGAAGCUCCUUGAGCCUCAGAUUAAUCUUCCACCGAACUAUGACUCGCUUGACUUACCUGAGCAAAUUCAAGUGCGAGAGACCAUUCGGAGACGGCUGGUUCAUUUUCUCUACGCUGAUUUUACCAAGCACUUGAAUGAAGAACAUUACGAUGCUAUAUUUAACCAGUCGGUCAUAUUGCUCCAACGCCUUUUUCACAGUGCUGGUACUCCCUGGGAAGGAGACUCAACCACUUUGCGGGCUGACAUGAUUCGGGCCAUACAGAACUGGCCGAAUUUUAUCACAGAAGACUCUUUGGAGCAUGACAAAAGGAUAUGCACUAAGCCUCCUCUCGAGUAUCCAGACACAGUUAUUCAUGACACUAUCCAUGUGGAUACGCAACAGAGAGCAGCUGAUACUGUGAUGGAACAAACGCGUAAUGUUCUUGGUGUGGACAUAUUGGGUUGGGUGCCUAAUGAUGAAUAUGAAGCUGCGAAAGAAAUGGCUCGUGAGAUAAAGAUCAAAAUGCUUGAAGCAGCUGAAACAUGUGGCGAUAUCACAGGGAUUCAAAACCAUUUUCCGUUCGAAGACUUCGAUGAAAAGUCCUGA
This is a messenger RNA of Aspergillus nidulans FGSC A4, 1590 nucleotides long. RefSeq names its product phosphotransferase family protein. NCBI's taxonomy places the organism in Eukaryota, Fungi, Ascomycota, Eurotiomycetes, Eurotiales, Aspergillaceae. The coding region runs from base 1 to 1590 and encodes 529 amino acids. The record is from RefSeq and is a predicted model, not a curated record. The transcript is spliced from 4 exons.